CACCAACGGACCGUGACAUCCGCCUUUGGGUCCUUUCCGCAUCCCAUCUUGACAAAGAAUCACUAUUAUCCCCAGCACCGCUUGAUAAACCAAUCUCCAUCCACAUCUACUGCGCACGCUCCAAAUCCACCCUUCCCACUCCCCCAUUCCCUCCCAUAUUGUCACGAUCUCACAAUCAAUUACAUCAUGUCAAGGGAUACCUCAAGAGCUCGAGGAAAAUCCUUUGACGCAAAAUCCCUCUUGACACUAGCCUUCAACCACAAAGAAGCUGCACAGCAUCUAAAUGACACGUGGAUGGCAAUGCAGUAUAGGAUGCAAGAUCCUGAGGGGUCAGAGAGACCAGAGAUCUACAAGAAUGUUGACAAGAACCGGGUAGCAAAAUCGAAUGGAACUGUUAUGUGGGGGGAGCAAGCCAGACCAGAUAUUCUCAUAAAGCUAUUAAACUUUCAACGAGGAUAAUAUAUUGGGCUAAUGUGAUUGGUUUUGUCUAAACUUUUUGUAAGGCUGUACCAAAGCUUGGGAUUUGUAAAUUAUUAGUCAAACUUGGGAGAAAUUGUCCAAUGGGAACAUCUCAAAUAUUGUACUCUGCC
Molecule: messenger RNA, 590 nt
Organism: Spizellomyces punctatus DAOM BR117
Lineage: Eukaryota; Fungi; Chytridiomycota; Chytridiomycetes; Spizellomycetales; Spizellomycetaceae
Exons: 5
Coding region: 187-459 (90 amino acids)
Source: RefSeq, a predicted model, not a curated record